Monomorium pharaonis (pharaoh ant) is the source of this 3701-nucleotide messenger RNA. It is a transcript of the gene Rel, whose product is annotated as nuclear factor NF-kappa-B p100 subunit. Gene Ontology annotation, molecular function: DNA-binding transcription factor activity; DNA binding; protein binding. Gene Ontology annotation, cellular component: cytoplasm. The transcript has 18 exons. The coding region runs from base 980 to 3580 and encodes 866 amino acids. The record is from RefSeq and is a predicted model, not a curated record. Lineage: Eukaryota; Metazoa; Arthropoda; Insecta; Hymenoptera; Formicidae. Gene Ontology annotation, biological process: regulation of DNA-templated transcription; response to cytokine; cellular response to stress.
CGGGCCUGCGUCUCGUUCUACAGUCAGGGUAUAGCGGUCACGUAACUUUCUUCCUGUAACAGAAAUGUGAAGUGCUUUUUUUUAUUGAAAUUAUUGGAGAUAUGCUUUUACUUUUCAAAUUUUCUCCCGAGAAAAAGCAGAGUAAGUUACAUGACCGCUACUCCGAAGUGCGUUAACGCGACCAGCAAUUGCGUUGUAAUACGUCAGUUAAUCGCUUUGUCGGUCGCUUGUCUUGAUAGCGUGAUAUUUCGGUGAUGCUUCCUUGCACAGAUCCCGAAACUCAAUCGUUUAGACGUGACAAGGAGGAACCUUAAUAUAAAAAAAACUUUAAAUCUAAAAAACAGAUUAUGCCUCUCAUUUAUGACAGAUAUUGAAGCUGUUAUAAGUCUGUUGUGUGUUCUUGAAUAUCUGAGAAUUUUAACUAAAAUAUGUUUCUUUGUCAUAUCGAUAUUAUUAUUUUAUAUUUUAAUCCUGGAGUACUACUAUGUCUAAAUAUUCACUCGAGCUCUAAUUCAAUCUAAUUUUGCAUUAAAAAUUUGAUAACUUAACAUUUAAUAAGAUUUUGUUUACAUUCAAAUUUUCCUUCUUGUUUUUGUAAGUUGAAAUAAUAAAUUCUAUUUUGUUAAAAUAACAUUAGUUAUUCUAAUAUAUGUUGUAACUAUAAAAAAAGAAGGGUAAAAAGAUUCUUAAAAGUAUAAAAGAAUUUAUAGUCUUAUGAAUGAAUUAUCCAAAGUAGUGUUGAUAAGAACAAUAGAAACCACUUUAGAGAUUUAAAAUACUUAUAAAAUUUCAUGUUAAAAUUGUCUUAAAUGUCUCAAUUUUUCAUUCAAUUAUGAAAAGUAGAUACAUAGAUUUCAUAAAAAUUAACAAAAAAGAUUUUAAUUGUGAUCUUUAAUGUUCAUAGGAUACUUUUGAGAAAAUGUAUCUCACAUUUGUGUAUUAUACAUAAUUAUUAAAACAAAUCAGAGAGUUAACGUCAAUGGGUAGUACAGGUAUUCUAAGCCCAUUCAGUAGCUCUAGAUCUCAAGGAAACAUGAGUGUUACAUCACCCAUGUCAACAACCUCAUCGCCUAUGCAUGUCAUGGAUGAUUAUAUUAAUUUAACAAAUCCAGCAAUACUUGGCGAAGCAUACAUCAGCAUUUUAGUGCAGCCAGUGGAGAAAUUUAGAUUCCGAUACCAAUCUGAAAUGGUAGGAACACAUGGGAGUCUAUCCGGCUGUGUAUUUAAUGGACGUAAACGAAAUAAAAAUAAUGUACCUACUGUCAAAUUAAACAAUUUUGUGGAUAAAGCGAUAAUUCGUUGCACAUUGGUCACAACUGAUGAAGAUCUUAGGAUACCGCAUGCUCAUAGAUUAGUCAGGCGAAUGGAUAGUGCCGACGUGGGAGAUCCACAUUACGUUGACGUUUCGUCUCAUAAUGAUUUUACGGCCGAAUUCAGUGGCAUGGGUAUAAUACACACAGCGAAAAAAAAUGUCAAAGAUGAAAUAGUACAAAAAUUGCGUGAAAAAAAAAUAGAAGAACUCAAACGUUCGAAUAUAAAUGCUACUCUCAGUUUUCGUGAUGACGCACAGAUUAAAGCUGAUGCGGAGCAAUAUCAAAAAACUAUAAACUUAAAUAGUGUUGCUCUUUGUUUUCAAGGAUUUAUUAAAGAUGAAUACAAUAUUAUGAGACCGAUUACAGCGCCGGUUUAUAGCAACCCGGUCAAUAAUUUAAAAAGCGCUUUAACUGGAGAACUCAAAAUAUGCAGAAUAGACAAAUAUACUAGCAGCUGUGAAGGUAAUGAAGAAGUAUUCAUACUUGUUGAGAAAGUCUCAAAAAAAAACAUAAAGAUAAAAUUCUUUGAACUUGACGAUGACGAUACUGAAGUCUGGGUCGAUUACGGUCGUUUCUCGGAAUUGGAUGUUCAUCAUCAAUAUGCCAUGGUAUUUCGAACUCCACCAUAUAAGGAUCGAAAUAUUACUUCUCCAAAAGAAGUUUUCAUACAAUUAGAACGUCCUUCUGAUUCGGAUUGUUCUGAACCAAUAAAAUUCACAUAUAAACCAAGCGAUCGUGUGAUAGGUCGGAAGAGAACACGAGUCUCUCAUUCAAACAGUGCGGAAUUGACACAAAUGGCAUUUAACAAUGACACAACUUUAAUAAAUACAUCAAUAAUAAAUACGCCUUUAAGUAACGAUAGUACCGAAAUGUCUAAAGAAUUAGAAAAGUUGUUGAAUGAUAGAUGUUCUUCUAGUGAGUUUCGUGAGUUUUUUAAAAACAUAGAGUUUGAUGAUCUUAUGAUGUAUGAGAAGACGUUGAAUCAAAGCAAUGAAGAUAAGUUAACUUAUGAUAGUGCAUCGAAUAAGAAAGAUGACAAGUUAUUCGCGAAAAAUAUUAUUAUUAAGACGAUAAAGAAUAUCAAAGGUACAAGACAACAUAAAGCGAAAGAUAUUAUUAAAAAAUCUUUCAAAGACAGGACAACUUAUGGAGAUUCACCAUUACAUUGUGCGCUUCGAUACGGACAAAAAGACAAUGUAAAGCAUAUUUUAAUGCUUAUAAGCGCUUUAAAUACAGAUGCUGAAGAAUUAGUAAACAUUCAAAACAGUUCUGGAAAGACUCCGUUGCAUUAUGCUGUUUCUCAAGAUCAACCGGAAAUUACAAAAGGUUUGCUCACGCUUGGUGCAGAUCCAAAUAUAGCAGACCAUUAUGGACAAACGCCAUUGCAUAGAGCCGUAAAAUUUCCAGAAGCAGAAGGGAACAUUGAUGUGUUAUUAGCUGAAAAAGAAAUUAAUAUUGAAGCAAAUACGGAUUUAGGGUGGACAUCUUUGCAAUUAGCUGCCAAAGCGGGUUCGUAUUAUGCAGUGCGCGCUCUCGUUAAAGCUGGCGCAGACGUUAAUAGUACCGACAUGACCUAUGGAAGAACUGCCUUGCAUAUAGCAGUCGAAGGCGGUCACAAAGAUAUUGUUGAAUUUCUGUUAAAAAACACCAAAAUAGAUGUAAAUAAAAGGAACUUUAGCGGAAAUACGGCACUGCACACUGCGAUAGUUAUACCAGGAAUAAAGGCCAAAGAAAUAUGUGCCCUUCUAUUGAAAUAUGGUGCUGAUCCAUACAUAAGGAAUUAUAAUCGCGAGUCAUCUGCCAAUGAGGGAGAACAGAUGGAGGGCAUAAAAACUGAAGGGCAUUCAGAUGAUGAAAAUCCGGAAGAAUGUACUGGGCAAUCAUCUUUCGAUUUGGCAUCGAACAAGCCAGAUAUUUUACAACUCGUAUCUGGUCAAAGUAGUAUGUUAAUAGACAAUGCGAUUAAAGAGGAAAAUAUAGAUGAUACGCAGAAAGUUUGGAUGGAUGCGGAUCAGGAAAAACAAUUAGCAAGCAUUCUGGAUGAGACAAAAGGAUGGAAAAAAUUGGCACAACAUUUCAACUUCAAAUAUCUAUUCGAGAUCUUCGAACAGAGCUCCAGUUCGACAUUGUUACUUUUGAAUUACAUUGCUAUACAAACCGAUACAUCUCUUAGUGAAUUGCGAAAUAUACUACAAGAUAUUGGCGAAGAUGAGGCUGCAACAUACAUGAAUCAAAUUUUAUCUGUGAAGGAUGAAGCACACUUUUAAGUUAAACAUAUUGAAUUUUGUAUGUACAGUUUAUGUUAUCAUUGUAAAUUAAAUUGUAAGAUUACUAUUAUAAAAAUUGUAAUGUGUUUUAAUAAAACUUAGAUAUUUUUAUCAUUAAAAA